Messenger RNA from Lathyrus oleraceus (garden pea), 512 nucleotides. RefSeq names its product probable histone H2A.3. Gene Ontology annotation, cellular component: nucleosome. Gene Ontology annotation, molecular function: DNA binding; protein heterodimerization activity; structural constituent of chromatin. The coding region runs from base 36 to 329 and encodes 97 amino acids. NCBI's taxonomy places the organism in Eukaryota, Viridiplantae, Streptophyta, Magnoliopsida, Fabales, Fabaceae. The record is from RefSeq and is a predicted model, not a curated record. The transcript has a single exon.
GAGGAUUGUUGCAGGUUGGGGACGAGGUUCUGAGCAUGUUGAUGAAGGAGUACCGGCAGCGUGUCGGCGCUGGUGCUCCUGUAUACCUCGCUGCCGUCCUGGAAUAUCUUGCCGCUGAGGUUCUUGAAUUGGCUGGAAAUGCUGCAAGGGACAACAAGAAGACUAGAAUUGUGCCAAGGCAUAUUCAAUUGGCUGUUAGAAACGAUGAAGAACUGAGCAAGCUUCUUGGUGAUGUUACCAUUGCCGAUGGCGGCGUGAUGCCCAAUAUUCACAACCUGUUGCUUCCAAAGAAAGCUGGUUCCUCUAAGGGUGCUGGUGACGAUGAAUGAUUCUUUGAUAAAAAGUUGAUUUCGUUAAUGGGUUUACAGUGCCUGUUUCGUUUCAUUUUUUUGUUAGAGGCUGAUCGUUCAGAUAUGUAGGUUCUGUUAGUCAUGUGAAUACAUUGGUUUCAGUUUGUUCCUUUUGAUGAGAUUUGGUGAAACUUUAUAAAAUUUAUCCAUUUACUAUUUGGU